AUGGAGUACGGGUAUCUUAGCGGUGCUGGUGGUGGGUUCGACGGUGGCUGCCUGGGCUCCAGCGGUGGAGAGCUGUCGUGGGGCGAGCUGGCCUCCUGCGGGCAGAUGUCGCAGGCGGCUUACAGGUAUCAGGGUAUGCGUUAUCAGCCGCCGCCGCCACAAUGUGCCCGACCGCAGGAUGCUGCUAUGAGAAAUCAUCAUAUAUUUCCACCUACGAUGAAUUUACAACCGGGACUGCCAUACAAGGUAUACGGAGGUCACGAGGGUUCAUUAACGGAGAAAAGAAAACAGCGGCGCAUUAGAACAACGUUUACGUCAGCACAACUGAAGGAAUUAGAAAGAGCCUUUCAAGAGACGCACUAUCCAGACAUCUACACUAGAGAAGAAAUCGCUAUGAAAAUUGAUUUGACUGAAGCUAGAGUACAGGUAUGGUUUCAAAACCGAAGAGCGAAGUUCCGUAAACAGGAACGCUUAGCUCAACAGAAGGCUGGCGAGACACCUGUGAAGGCUGAAGGCAAGAGGGACAAGCAGGGAUCACCAUCGUCUUCCCCCCACCCCGCGCCACCUUCACAGACAACGCACCAUUCAUUGCCGCAUCUCUCACCGCCUGAUCUCAAACCAUUGACUUCUGCAGGCAACAAACUGUGCGACGAGCUGAACGUGGGCGGCGGUGAGCCCCCAGUGAGCGGCGUGGGCGGCAGCAAGUGGGCGGGCGGGUGCGGUCUGCUGCGACAGCCGUCAGGCUUCCCACUUCUCGGUGUCGCACCACCCAACUACUUACUGUCCGACCAUCUCGGGAGCCUGGCGAAAUCGAACAACCACCUUUUCUAAUCCACAUUUUACUUCUAGAUUGCUUGCCCCGGGCAUGUUACGAUAUAGGACAAUUCUUGGCCAUGGUGAUGUGAACUAGAAAGUGUAUAAGACUGCAAAUAAUAUAAGUGCCAAAACUUUUGUGUCCAUUUAAUUGUAGAUGUAUGAUAGAUAUAGCUUAGUUCUGUCUUUAUCGUGCGUAUGUAACGGGCAGUUAAAUUUAACAUAAUCGAAUUUUGUGUGUUGUAAAUACAGUGUAUACGCUCGUAUACCGUAAGAUAAAACAUUCCAGUACGCAACAGCGUUAAGGCAUUUUAAAUUUUCUAGUCAUAAUGAAAUAGUCAAUACGUAGAAGCUUAUGUUAACGCAUUGAAUUGUUUUAUCAGAGAUUUAUUUAUUGCAACACUUCGUUCACAAUAACGUGAACUAUAUCUAGUGUAAAUACAUGUAAACUUGUUGUAAAUAAACUGUUGUGCAUAAUACUGCGGUUGUAAUAAGAAUUGUGGAGGGUGUUUUAAUAAAGAAAUAAAGGAUA
Messenger RNA from Pieris brassicae (large cabbage white), 1345 nucleotides. RefSeq names its product paired mesoderm homeobox protein 2B-like. The coding region runs from base 1 to 831 and encodes 276 amino acids. The transcript is spliced from 5 exons. Gene Ontology annotation, biological process: regulation of transcription by RNA polymerase II. Gene Ontology annotation, molecular function: RNA polymerase II transcription regulatory region sequence-specific DNA binding; DNA-binding transcription factor activity, RNA polymerase II-specific. The record is from RefSeq and is a predicted model, not a curated record. Lineage: Eukaryota; Metazoa; Arthropoda; Insecta; Lepidoptera; Pieridae.